AUGUUUGCCGGAAUUAACGUAAAAGAAGAUUAUCUUGGUGAUUCUGAAGAAAAUCGGACAGCCUCUUCCCAAUCUCCUCUAACGGCCAAUCUCAGAGAACAUUAUCUUAGCGAUGAAUCCUCUCCAUCUUCAUCACCAUCCGAGCCACUGGAAGAAGUUGCAGGCAUCAGUAAUAUUACCGAUGUAAACGAAAACACUACUCCCUCCUCUGUAGAUAUUAAUACGAGCUCUUUUGUGCUCAUCACUGCCAAUACUCAAUCUCCGCAACUUGCUCCAACCACUACUCUUGUAACAUUAUCAACUGCUGCUAUUGAUUCACAACAUCAAGAGCAUUCCAAAUCGGGAUCAUCAUCUCAGGAAAUGGUCCAUUCUCUUCAUAAUUUGCAGAACGAAGAUUCUGUCAUGGUUCAAUCCUUCUUGAAUGAAAGCACAAAGAGUCAAUCAACAAGUUUGCAUCCUCACUCAUCAGUGUUUGAGGAGUCAGCUGAGAUUGACACUGAAAGCGAAAGCAGCUUGCAUGAAGACCAAGCACUGCCUGCUGCUGUUGAUGCGAGGGAACCCAUCACUCUCAUUCCACAACAUGAAAAAUUAAUUGAUGUUUCCAACAAUGAGUCUUAUACGACCACUGCAACUAUUGAGACAAGUUCUUCGGUGAUUACCUCAACAACACUCUCGUGUGUUGGAGAAUCAGUACAACCCUCACAACAAACCACAACCAUACCAUCUAUUCACAGCAUGGCCAACACUGCCUCUUCUUCGAUUCUCAACGUAGAUAUGUCAAGUCCAACCUGGAUGGAUGUUCUCAUUAUUCCCACAAGUUCUCACUUUUCCUUAUUCCUUAACACUGGGCUCAUUGCAUGUGUAACUGUCAUUGUAAUGUCUAUCAAUGAGAUGCUAUUCCAUGAGUAA
Molecule: messenger RNA, 909 nt
Organism: Naegleria lovaniensis
Lineage: Eukaryota; Heterolobosea; Eutetramitea; Acrasida; Naegleriidae
Exons: 1
Coding region: 1-909 (302 amino acids)
Source: RefSeq, a predicted model, not a curated record